CAUCACUCCACUCAAUUAUUUCUCUCUUUAUCUCCCCCCACCCCACCCCGCCUUUUCCCCUCUUCACAUCCCAAAACCCAAACCACAUAAAUCCCCCCAUACCCACAUCCCUUCCCUCUCAAAAAGUUCAACUCACCAUAUACUCCAUUUCUUCCUUCCCACUCCGCCCCAAUAAUGUUUAUAUUCGCCUUUCUCCUACUCCUUUCGCCCUCCCAACUCGCUUUUUCCUUCACUGUAACCACCACCUCCGCCGGCCAUGCAAUCCCAUUUCCCGCCUUCGAGCACCUCAACGUCAAAGACUCCAUCGCCGCCGCAACCCACCUCCGCCCCCCCGCUUCCGCCACCACAACCCAAUACACCGAUGAUAAUGAGGUUAUCCAGAAGCCCCUCACCAGUAACUCCACUGUUAAGCUUCAUUUAGUCCACAGAGAUAAACUUGCGUUUUCGUGGCACAAUGAUCAUCGCCGCCGCUUCGAGGCCCGAAUGAAAAGGGAUGCCCGGAGGGUCGCCGGCUUGCUCCGGGCCGCCUACGAGGUGGCGGAUUUUGGGGCGGAGGUGGUUUCGGGUAUGGACCAGGGCAGUGGUGAGUACUUCGUGAGGAUUGGGGUGGGCAGCCCGGCCCGAAGCCAGUACAUGGUGAUUGAUUCGGGUAGUGAUAUUGUGUGGGUACAAUGCCAACCCUGUAGCCAGUGUUACCACCAGUCCGACCCGGUGUUCGACCCGGCUGAAUCCGCCUCCUUCUCCGGAGUUUCAUGCAGCUCCUCUGUCUGCGAACGGGUCGAGAAUUCGGGUUGUCAUGCGGGUCGGUGCAAGUACGAGGUCUCGUAUGGAGACGGGUCGUACACCAAAGGGACCUUGGCCUUGGAAACACUCACAAUCGGGCACACGGUGGUCCAAAACGUCGCUAUUGGAUGCGGGCAUAUGAAUCGGGGCAUGUUCAUUGGGGCGGCCGGGUUGUUGGGUCUCGGAGGAGGGUCCAUGUCGCUCGUGGGGCAGUUGGGCGGGCAAGCGGGUGAGGCAUUCAGUUACUGUUUAGAGAGCCGGGGCACGGGCUCAUUCGGGUCGUUGGAAUUCGGGCGCUCCGUACUGCCGGUUGGCGCAGCAUGGGUCCCGCUGCUCCGAAACCCACGGGCCCAGAGUUUUUACUAUAUCGGGUUAUCGGGUCUAGGAGUCGGAGGAACACGGGUGCCUAUAUCUGAAGACACUUUCCGACUAACCGAAUACGGCGAGGGAGGGGUGGUGAUGGAUACGGGCACGGCGGUAACGCGGCUGCCGACGGCCGCAUACGUUGCAUUCCGCGACACGUUCAUGGCGGAGACCGCCAACCUCCCUCGUGCACCCGGAGUUUCAAUAUUCGAUACGUGUUACGACUUAAAUGGGUUCGUAACAGUUCGGGUACCAACCGUAUCGUUCUUCUUGUCGGGCGGGCCGAUCCUGACCCUUCCGGCUCGGAACUUUCUAAUUCCGGUGGAUGAGAGGGGCACAUUCUGCUUUGCGUUCGCCCCAUCUCCAUCGGGUCUUUCUAUAAUAGGAAACAUUCAACAAGAAGGCAUCCAAAUCUCUUUCGAUUGGUCAAGUGGAUACGUUGGGUUCGGGCCAAAUGUUUGUUGAUGAUGACCCAUUAGUGAAAUUUUGGUGGUCUAAAUUGUAUAAUACUACUUUUUUUCUUUCUGGGUUAGUAUAUCUUGUAUUUAAAUUAAUUAUAUAUAUAUAUAUAUUAAGAGUGGUGUGGGGAAGUCUCCUAGGUGUGAUUUUGUCCUCGUGGGGGGAAUAAGGAUGUAAUAAAAGUAUAUUACAUUAGUAAUGAACUUGAGUUUACUAGGUAUAAAUUAAGGAAGGAAAGCGAGUGUGAAAAGGGGCAUUAGCAAUAUGUAAUGAGAGUCAAAACCCAAAAUACCCUUUGUGAUUUAGAGCUGUAUUGCAGUCAAAAAAGCAUUGGACAAAAAGGGCAUUUGCUUGGGAA
Messenger RNA from Sesamum indicum (sesame), 1963 nucleotides. RefSeq names its product Eukaryotic aspartyl protease family protein. Gene Ontology annotation, molecular function: aspartic-type endopeptidase activity. The record is from RefSeq and is a predicted model, not a curated record. Lineage: Eukaryota; Viridiplantae; Streptophyta; Magnoliopsida; Lamiales; Pedaliaceae. Gene Ontology annotation, biological process: proteolysis.